This is a messenger RNA of Lodderomyces parapsilosis, 975 nucleotides long. RefSeq names its product coproporphyrinogen oxidase (gene HEM13). Gene Ontology annotation, molecular function: coproporphyrinogen oxidase activity. The record is from RefSeq and is a predicted model, not a curated record. The transcript has a single exon. Lineage: Eukaryota; Fungi; Ascomycota; Pichiomycetes; Serinales; Debaryomycetaceae. The coding region runs from base 1 to 975 and encodes 324 amino acids. Gene Ontology annotation, cellular component: cytoplasm; mitochondrial intermembrane space.
AUGACUGUUACUCCAGAUAAAAUACAUGAUACCUCUUUGCCUCUUAGAGAGCGAAUGGAAGCUCUUGUUCGUGUGAAGCAACAAGAAAUUACCCAAGCGUUAGCUGCUGUUGACACUGUCGGAUUCCACAUUGAUUCUUGGACAAGAGGCGAUAAUGGUGGUGGGGGUCAAACAAUGGUUUUACAAAAUGGAACUACAUUUGAAAAAGGGGGUGUCAACAUUUCUGUAGUGCACGGAAAAUUACCAGCACAAGCUGUUCAAAGAAUGAGAGCUGAUCAUGCAAAUCUUAAAGGAAGUGCAAGUGAUGGAAGUGCUGAUUUUUUUGCCUGUGGAUUGUCCUUGGUUAUUCAUCCUCAUAACCCACACGCUCCAACAACACAUGCCAAUUAUAGGUAUUUUGAAACCACUGACCCUGACACCAAAGAAACUCAAGCUUGGUGGUUUGGUGGUGGUGCUGACUUGACACCAUCGUACUUGUAUGAAGAAGAUGCUAGACAUUUCCAUCAAAAACAUAAAGAAGCGUUGGAUAAGUACGACGACACUUUGUAUCCAAAGUACAAGAAAUGGUGUGAUGAGUAUUUCUAUAUCAAACACAGAGGCGAGACUAGAGGCAUUGGUGGAAUCUUUUUUGAUGACUUUGACUCAAAACCAGCUGAUGAGAUUUUACACAUUAUUGAGAGUUGCUUUGAUGCAUUCAUUCCAUCGUAUGUGCCAUUAGUUGAGAAGAGAAAGGAUACACCAUUUACCCCGGAACAGAAGCAAUGGCAACAGAUCAGAAGAGGUAGAUAUGUUGAAUUCAAUUUGGUAUUGGAUAGAGGAACUCAAUUUGGUUUGCUCACCCCAGGAUCGAGAGUGGAGAGUAUAUUAAUGUCGUUGCCUGCGACUGCAAGCUGGGUUUAUGAUCACCAUCCAGAGUCGGGAAGCGAAGAAGACAAGUUGUUACAAGUGUUGAAGAAUCCCGUCGAUUGGGUGUAG